Molecule: messenger RNA, 4677 nt
Organism: Colletes gigas
Lineage: Eukaryota; Metazoa; Arthropoda; Insecta; Hymenoptera; Colletidae
Gene: Rab3-GAP
Product: rab3 GTPase-activating protein non-catalytic subunit
Exons: 19
Coding region: 323-4528 (1401 amino acids)
Biological process (GO): regulation of GTPase activity
Source: RefSeq, a predicted model, not a curated record
AACUCUGUCGAUUCGUUUAGACCUUUGCAUGAUUUUUUCUUUUCGUUACUCGUAUCGCAUUAUCGAUAUGAUAAGAAUAGUGUCACUGUUUACCAGUGUUUAUUUUUGACAAAUUGCAAAUUCGUAAACGAAGACUUUCUGCAGUAUAUACUAUCUUGUUUGCAAACAUACGAAAAUUCCUCGUGUAUUGUCUUUUUAUUAGACAUGUAUCUUAAAUUGUCAAUGGCUUAUUCACUAUAAAUGGUACAUAGAUAUUUUCAACAUCGCAGCGGGGAAAAUUAUAAAUUGGUGAAAUAAGUGGAUUCGAUAUAAUCGAUUAGGUAUGUCUUGUCAGAUUAAGGGAAUUGCAAAUUUAACCAAUACAAGCAAUAUUAAAGAGGUACUUUUUGGUGAUUCUACUAGAAAAUUUGACAUUCCACAGGAUGAGUUACCGCUUCAAGAUUGUUUCGUAUCACUGUCAUCUGCAGGAGAUAUACUUGCUAUGGCAUAUAAUACAAAGAUGAUUAUAUUAAUUUCAAGGUGGGAUUCGUUAGAACCAGAUGAGACAAAAACUAAGUUUCAUAUGGUAUGGUAUGGGGAAGUUGUAAAAGAGCCAAACGAAUGGAUAACGUCUGUGAUUUGUUUACCUUUAUUGUCAUUGGGAAAAAUUAGCGGUGGACCUAAUCCAGAUUGGACAUGUAUCGUAGUCGGUUUUAAUACUGGUUUCAUUAGGUUCUACACAGAAACAGGUGCAUUAUUGUUAGGGGAACAGUUACACAACGAGUCUGUCAUAGGAUUGAAAUGCCAGUCUUUUCGUUCAGCUAAACAUUCAGGAGACGUUAGUUUGGCUGAAGAACUACAUGUAAUUUAUAAUAAUGUUGUAUGUAUAUUGCAAGGUUUUCCUUUGUUUUCAACAUUACGUGCAUGCCGAAAUCAUUUGGCCAGAGUUCAAGCAAAUUGCGAUGAUUUACCACCCAUCACAAAUUUAUCGUAUAAAAAAUGGGGUUACAAAAAUCAGGAUAUCAUAAAUGAUUCAGAAGUAAUCGGCACCACUUCUGUAAAUAGUUUUGAUCAUUUAAUGACAGCUUCAAUAUGUGGUGGAUAUCAUGCAUCUUACAGAUUCAGUGCACCGCAACACAGUUUAGUUAUUGCAACCGGCAAAAGACCAUUUGUUGGUUUUCAUUAUGCAUUGGAAGGUGGCGCAGCUCCUGUGUUAUCCGAUGUUGCUAUAGCAAUGGCCAGCAAAUUAGCAAAUGCUAUUGGAACUGCUGUUCCUUGGUUUCCACUUAGUUGGGGGAAUUCAAAACAUCAGACAUUGCUCGAGGCAUCUAAAACAACUCAUGAACCAAUUGAACCAAUGACUUGUAGGUUUGGUUUAAGCGAUGUUACACGAGAGGGUUAUUCGGUUGUAACCAGUCCAAAUAAAAUGUUGUCUGUAAUAUUAGACGUAAUGGGUAGAAUAAUAUUAAUAGAUAAUAAACAUGGUAUAGCCACAAGAAUGUGGAAGGGUUAUCGCGAUGCUCAAUGUGGAUGGAUCGAAGUAGAGGAAGAAAAACAUUCUGGAAUGAACAGAGUAUUUAAUAAAUUUAAACAAGCAACGCAUUUGCGUUCUGCUUUAUUUUUAGUUAUUUAUGCUCCAAAAAAGGGUGUAAUAGACAUAUGGGGUACUCAACAGGGUCCUAAAAUUACUACGUUUACGGCUAGCAGACAGGGGCGAUUACUUUAUAUCAAUUAUGGACUUUUUGGUACAAACGAUAAUAUACAUCUACCGAAGAAUAAACCACAAUAUUCAUGUGUUUUUAUGGACCCACUGGGCGGAUUAAAAGAAAUUACUGUCCCAUUUCAUUUUGCACUUAAUAGUAAAAAUGGUAAAAGAGCUCGUGAUAUACAUCUUCUUAAAAAAUUAAAGACGUUUUUACGCGAAGAAGAAUUUGACGAGGAAAAAUUAGUAUCAGAAAUUCACAAUGUGUGUACAGAUUUGAAAACGAAUGAAAUACGAGUACAUGUAAUAGAAAUGUUAAUAACAAAUAAACACAUUACACCUGAUGCUUUGCUCGCAGCCACAGACUGUUUCAUUGAAAAAUUAGAUGAAUAUGACAAAGAAGAGAUGGAAUACACAACAAAGACUCUCUAUUUAUUAACUAUGCAGUUACAGCAGUUGAUUAAAUUUUAUAAACACAUUAGUUUCCAUUUUGUUAGUUCCGAAGAUCACUGUUAUCCUACCAAUGAUGAUGAAUUGACUAGUAGUGAUUUAGCCUCGAUUUUGUUAACUUCAGAGAGAGAAGUUUGUAGAAUUUUCAAACUAUCGGAUACAAUAAAUUAUUUAAAAUGUAGAAAGCUUAAGAUGGAAAAUAAAGUAAAGUUUAAAGAAGAUGACAAAAUCUUCUCAGAUUUUUUAUCUUGUUUUGAACUUGGGACAUUAGGAUUGAUAGAUAUUAAAAAAGGUUUAAAAAUGGAAAAGAAACUUGAAAUUUCUCAGUUAAUAUAUGGAGGAUGUAUGUAUUCAAAUGAUAGAAUUCAAAGUUGGAAAGAAACAGCUGUUAAUAGUGGUAUUCAACCAUAUGUUUUAAUGGAAUUUGCUUUAAUCUAUUGGCUUAAUAAAAAAAGACAGAUGCACUUAGGAGUAGAACUGAAACAAUUCACACAGCUUUUAAAUGCUAUUUGUUCAAUAGCUAAUGUUGAAGAAAUAUGUGCAGAACACAAUGAAAUAUCUUUAUGGUGGAAAAAUGUUCGUAACAUUCUUUCUGAUUCAACAAAUUCAUUUAAUGCUCUUAGUGCUGCUUUAGCAUGUAGAGCUGUUGCUAUGUUUUUAGUAAAGCAUAAAGAAAAGUGGGUCGACAAAAUUCCAGACAAUAAUGAUACUGAAAAUGUAGAAUGUGUUAGUAAUUUAAAGUUAGACAAUGAAAUAUACAAUUUGACAAGUGAGUGGGAAAAUGUUACUAAAGAUGGCUGUCAGUUUACGUUACUUAUUGGAAAUCUCGAAGAUAUUACAAUUUUAGAUGCUAUCAUAAGCCAACAACCUCCAACAGAUACCACAACACAAUUUUUUGCAUUACCAUAUGUAAAAUUCGAUAUCUCGUUAGGAUCAGUUCUUUCGAGAGGAAAAGGUUCGGUGUCAGAGAUUGUUGCAAAAUGGAUUGCUUCAACGGGUAUUGAUCCAUCUCAAUUAGUAGAUGCAACGGAUAUUGAGUUUCAUCAAACGCAGUUAACAAAUGACUCUUCCGAAGUAACAAAUUUCUUAGACGAAGCUAGUAACGUUAUCGAUGAUUCGCAACAGGACUCAAUAAAGUUUUCUACGAUAGACAAUGAAUUUAAGAAUGAAUCAGAGGGUAAUACCGUUGCCAGUAAAUGUAUUUUAGAACGAAUUAGACUAUUAAAGCGUCAUUUUCCAUACAGUUUAACUAGUAGUGUUUUACUAGCUAAUUUAUGUUGGGAAUUUGCAAUGUCAUGGAAUAAGGAUAUCUCGCAACUAAACUCUCUUGAAGCUGCAUUAUCCAUUUUACGACAAAUACCAAUGAAACAUAUGAGGCACGGCGUAUGUUGUCUAUUAUGGUCAGUUCACAUAAAAAAGAGAAUGGAAGCAGUUGCAAAAUUAAUGAAUAAGCUUGGAAAACUACCAAAGGAAAGGUUGUGUAUUCAAGAAGUUGGUUUGACCGACGUACAGAUAGUUACAUUUUUACUACAUUGUAUCACAUUUUUGGAAAUAUUUAUUGACUCUGAAGUACUUGAAGCUGGUGAAAGUACAGUAGUGAAGUUGGAAGAAAUACUGGAAGGAUGCAUUUCCGGUUCGCAACCAUUCGCGGCAUUAGCUAUUUCACAGCCACCAGCUUCGUACUGUCUAAUACUUUUACAUGUACAGGUAGCUAAUGUGUUAUACAUGAUGGCACAUUUUAAUCUAAAAGUAACAAAACCAUUAAACAAUUUAUUUGAGUCUGUGGUGCAACCAUACUUUUUUCAAACUAUAACCGAUGAAGUGGUACUCACAUGGUAUAGAGACGAUAAAAGGGACAGUGUAAGAACCGAAUUCUUAUGUCGAAUAAUUACCGCAUCGAUGGAUUUCAUUCAUCAACAGACCACAGAUGCUAACACAUUAAGUUCAACACAAGCUGUUCAGUGGAUGAGCAGAUGUCAAACGUUAGCGUCGAUUUGGAAAAUUAAAAAUGAUGAAUUAAGGAUACACCAAGUUUGUCAAUUAUACGUGAAUGGUUUUGAUCAAUUAGCGGAGGAGGUUGUUACAGCAGUAAAUGAUGUUGAGAAGUUAGGGGUAAAACUUGUACCAAUUGCUGGAAGAAGAUUGUUGUCAUAUCUUUCGAGAUCACUUGAUCUUUUAGAGGAAGUUGCUCGUAUAAAUCCUGCUCUCACGCAAUAUUUGAUGAAUCUAAACGUACCGGAUGUGAUUUGUACAAAUUGUUCGAAUGACGACACUAUCGAAUUGAUAAGAAGAAUUUCUAGAUAUUUACCUGAAACGCAUUCUUAUUAUCACCUCGUGCAAAUGAUGUUAGAUGCGAUAUUCGUUUACGAAAAUGCAACACGUUAUCCCAAUGUUUAAAAUAAAACUAAUUAGUAGCAAGAAAUAAGUUUAAUAAAAAUCUGUCCACAGUUUGGUUUUGCUUUUAAUCUUCUUGUAAUUAAUAAUAAGCAUUCUGUUGCACCGUAAAUAAUUAACAGUAAAUAUGUCGUACGAUGUUGUUGAUAUAU